Molecule: messenger RNA, 2764 nt
Organism: Anopheles moucheti
Lineage: Eukaryota; Metazoa; Arthropoda; Insecta; Diptera; Culicidae
Gene: Mo25
Product: protein Mo25
Exons: 7
Coding region: 404-1414 (336 amino acids)
Biological process (GO): intracellular signal transduction
Molecular function (GO): protein serine/threonine kinase activator activity
Source: RefSeq, a predicted model, not a curated record
GCGACUCAAAUGCGAGGCUCACGGUUACACUAAAUGUGACAUUGGGGUUGCAGGUGUUGUUCGUCUUUCUGAGUUGACGUACCUUGGGCACGAAAGGUGCUGGGUGUGUGUGAGUGUGUGUGUCAAUCGUCAAGUCGUCCUUUAAACAUUUUUUUCAACGGUCGUGUGCGGAUGCAAGAAGCAAUAGCCAGUGCAGUGUUGUGAAUGUGUUGCCCUGAUCCGGUCCGGCGGUGUGUUAUGUCGUGCUGCGCAUUCUAGAUGCAUUCAAUUCGUUUCGUUCUCACUAUCAAACAACAAUAAGUCUGGCGUUUAGUGUUGUGUGCGGUGUUUGGUGUUUCUGUGUCCAGUGCGAUUGUGUUUAGAAGAUUAACGGUUUUGCAAGUUAAACGCAACACGGUAAACGAUGCCACUAUUCGGCAAGUCGCAGAAAAGCCCUCAGGAGCUGGUGAAGGCCCUCAAGGAGGCGGUCAACUCGCUGGAGCGUGGCGAUAAAAAGGCGGAAAAGGCACAGGAGGAUGUUAGUAAAAAUCUGGUACUGAUCAAAAACAUGCUUUACGGUACUUCUGACGCCGAACCGCAAACGGAAAUCGUUGUUUCCCAGCUGGCCCACGAGCUGUACAGCACCAAUCUGUUGCUGCUUCUCAUACAGAACCUGAACCGCAUCGACUUCGAGGGUAAAAAGGACGUGGCACAGAUCUUCAACAAUGUGCUCAGAAGACAGAUCGGUACACGGUCGCCGACGGUGGAAUACAUCUGCACAAAGCCAGAGAUUUUGUUCACACUUAUGGCCGGCUACGAGCAUCAGGAGAUCGCACUCAACUGUGGUACGAUGUUGCGGGAGUGUGCCCGGUAUGAGGCGCUCGCCAAAAUAAUGCUUCACUCGGACGAGUUCUUCAACUUCUUUCGCUACGUCGAGGUGUCUACGUUCGAUAUAGCGUCCGAUGCAUUUUCCACGUUCAAAGAGCUGCUCACCCGCCACAAGCUACUGUGUGCCGAAUUUCUGGAGCAGAACUACGACAAGGUGUUUAACCAUUACGAGCAUCUGCUCAAUUCGGAAAAUUACGUGACGCGGCGACAGAGCCUUAAACUGCUCGGCGAGCUGUUGCUCGAUCGACACAACUUCACGGUUAUGACGAAGUACAUCUCCAAUCCGGACAACUUGAAGUUGAUGAUGAACAUGCUCAAGGAGAAAUCGCGCAACAUACAGUUUGAGGCGUUUCACGUGUUCAAGGUGUUUGUCGCGAAUCCAAACAAACCGAAACCGAUCCUGGAUAUUCUGUUGCGCAACCAGGAAAAGCUUGUCGAUUUUCUGACCCGAUUCCACACCGACCGCUCGGAAGACGAACAAUUCAACGACGAGAAGGCUUACCUGAUCAAACAGAUCAAGGAGCUAAAGCCGGCACCGGAUCAAUAGUCGUAUGUCGCUGUUAUCACCACCGCCUCAACUACCAACAACAACAUCGGUACCGUUGUCAUCUUACAGUCGUAGUGCCAGGCCCUACCAUUUUCCCGAUAAUUCCUUUUGCACAGACCGUACCACCGUCAUGCCUGAAUGUGUGUAUGUGUGUGUGUGUGAUUGUUGUGCGUUGUAGUAUAAGUGACGAUACUUAACACAUCCUUCCAUCCAGAAAGGAAUGGAUGUGCUGAUUAAUUAUAUCAAGACUAGGGCAAAGGAUCCAAAGUCCAACCAGAUAUGGCAAAUGAAAAACAACACAAACCCAACUAUAGGCAAACCACACAAGGCAAAGGAAUAAUUGGCAAAGUGUGUCGAAACGAAAUAGUGGAAAAUAGUGUCCCGUACUGCCGACACCACCAAGUUGUAUGUCCAACCCCGAAUCUGGCACGAACCUCCGUAGGUGAGGAUUAACUAUCCCGGUAGAGUGGUACAUAUAUAUGACAGCAGGUCAUUACGCCAAAUAAUAGUGAAACGAACGAAACAGUGCGACCUAGUGUCGUGAACGAUAGGUCGACGAACAUGACGUGUGAUAUAAUAAUCAUUCUCUACCACUUCACGCAGGAAAACGUUACGGAAACGGAUUGCAAUUAACACCAUAAUGAGUACGCGCAGGUGAAGAAUGGGUUACGAUGGUUAGGAUGACCUGGUAGAGAUUUUGGGAUUUUUGUUUAUUUUGCUAAUAAUCCAUAUUACGUUUACAAAUGCUUUUGGCAAACAUUGUGCAAUAUUUAAUUGCAGUAUAUAAAUUAUGUCUGUUACAAUUUUACGUGCUGCGUUAUUAUUCCGGUUAAUUGCGAUUAUUCCAUGGAAAAUUUGCUUCUUUAGUUUCAUGUCAUUAAGUGUGGAUUGUAAAUGGAACAGUUUUAUUUUUAAGCAACGUAUGGUGAUUUUUUGUUUUGUUUUGGGAAAGCAAAUGUUUCAUGUAAUGCAUAUGCUCUUAAACGUUUUUAAGAGUUUUGCCCCACACAUACCUUUUUUUGGAGGGAGAAAGAUCAGGAGAGACUACUGUGGUGUUUUCUUUUUUUCGUUUUUAGUAUAUCAAGUUAUCUGAUAGUGUUAUAUAUAAAUGUAUAUUUAUAUAUUGUACAUAAUUCUAUUCCACUUAUGUCGGUUCAAUAACACGAUUACGAAGUACGUGAAAAACUACCCAAGCUUAUCAUAGGAAGGAAGCAGCAUUGUGCGCACGCGUGGUCAAAGAUUUCGUCAAGUUUAUUAUUUGAUUUGUGUCCGCACUUACCACAUCUAAAUAGUGUAUGGGAAUGAUGAGUGGCGUAACCAUCACUGCUCACACAUUCUCAUCAUCGCUAG